Molecule: messenger RNA, 3035 nt
Organism: Mytilus californianus (California mussel)
Lineage: Eukaryota; Metazoa; Mollusca; Bivalvia; Mytilida; Mytilidae
Product: transmembrane protein 39A-like
Exons: 9
Coding region: 67-1425 (452 amino acids)
Cellular component (GO): membrane
Source: RefSeq, a predicted model, not a curated record
GCUUUCGCCAUUUCUUAUUCACAAAAACAAAUUGGAAAAGAAAACAUAUGGAGACACGUUUGUAUCAUGCCUGCAUGUCGAAGAAUUUUAUCAAGGAUACAGUCCGCGUCCUAUCAAAAUAGUGGACAUAAGAAUAGUAACGGAGGUGAAGAACGAGAGCCGAACAUGGUCCCAUUGGCAUCAAUGGCUGUGCUUCCAAAGCACUGUCACCUUCCAGACAUCCCUUCUGACAGCAACUUGUCAUUUGAGGCUAUGGUUUAUGUGUUUGGAAUUAUAGUUAUGGGAUUACAGUAUAUCAACUUAUAUAAAACAGUCUGGUGGCUCCCUCACAGUCAUGCUAAUUAUGCAUUGAAUUUUUAUCUUAUUGAUCCAUACCUCCUGUUGUUCCUCUGUGUUUUAAUGAGUAGAAGACUCAUCUGGUGUUUGGCUCAAGAGAUUUCAGGAUCCAGAUCUAGCAAAUCACCAUUAUUUUGGGUAGUAUGGUUAAUAAAAGUACUGGUUUGUCAGCUGAUUGUCGUAACCUUAGCUAUAACAGGAUACUAUGUGCUUAUUAAUCAUUCACUGUUAUACAGUUUGUUUUUAUGUUGUCCGAUGUUAACAUAUGUAUUUAUGUUUGGACCAACAGUAAAACCCCUUUAUCAUAAGAUGUUUGUAUGGCCAGCACCUGUUUCAGAUCGUCCGGUUCUUAGACACAGAAAUAAAGACAUGGAUAUCUUGUUCCACAAUUGUUCCAUGAAUCCAGAUAUGGUCCGACAGGAAGUUGAAGUUUUAAAGCGAGAUUUUAACCAAAGAAUCAAGCAGAUUUUAUUCAAUUCCUUAUUGACAGCAUAUUACAUGACAUUUAUUCCUUUAUGUUUUGCACAGCAUGUACAAAACAGUUGUCAAACUUGUUGGAAUACAUUAUACUACGACACAUGGUGGGUCGGACAACAUGUUUGUAUUACCUGGGUCAGUGCUUUUCUUAUUUUCAUGGUACAUUUUCUUCCACCAAAGUACCUAGAUUUGUUACACAGGUGUGCCCAACAUUUGGGAAGAUGGCAAAAGGUAGAAGGACGUCAUGCACAUGUUCCAUAUAAUGCGUGGUCUGAGCUGACAGUCUGGCCCCAGGGAGCUCUAGUCAAACAUGUACGAGGAUUAUUUAAAGCUGAAGGAGUAAAUGUAACUGCUGAACCCGGCAAUAGUAUGCAUGGAAGAUUUUAUUUCUUUUUUCACCAGCCAAUGAGAGUUGUUAACUGGUUGCUAAUAUUAACAUGGUUACUAGUAGGAUACCAGUUUUUUAGCCUGAUACAAAGUACAGAAUGGAACCAUAUUAUAUGUGUUGCUCUUAUGAUGUUUUGUAAUUACUAUACUUUAUUUAAAUUAUUACGAGAUAGGAUCAUAUUGUCAAAAGCUUACAAGGAAGAAACUGGUUCAGACCAGUUUUAACCAGAAAUAGUUAAAUGUUGCGAAGAAUGUUGCGAAGAGAUAUAGUAUACAUGUUCAUGAGGAUCAAGCUUACAUUGUCUGUUAACAUACAUGGACAUAUGAAAAUAGCUGACUGAUAUUCAGAAUUUAAGGAUUUAUAUUUUAUUGUUCUUUUAGUCAUUUUUUUUUUGUUUUACAUUUUAUUGUACUAUUUUAUCAUACCAUUGUUGUCAGUAUUAUUGUUAUGAAUUAUUUUACAGAGCAGAAAGUUCAUCAGAAUAUUUAUUAUUGUUCUCAGAGUAACUUUUUUAUUAAUAAAACUCACACAAAGAAUUAAUAGAAAUAUCAGUUUCUUACUGAUCUUCCAACAACAUACUGAAGUGUUUUCUCAAAACUUGAAAAAUCACAUUAUCUAUCAAAAGGAAUUUUAUAUCAGUAAAAUAGUACACUUGAAUACUCUGAAGUACUUAUUGAUUGGGUUUUAGGUCACUCUUGCAAUUUCUCAAAUGCACCACACCACAUCCAGAAUUGAAAAGAAUGUAAUAAAAAUUUUCAGCUACCUGCCAGGGUUUUUAGUCCAACUUAUCCAAAAUGUGCAUGUUCCAAACACACCAGAAAGCUUAAUUGAUAAAAAAGGCAUUUCUCAGUAUUAGUACGUCUUCUAUGUCACUUAGCUGUUGACUAUAUUUCAUUUAUUUUUUUAGAUGACAUAUUUUUGUAAUCCCAGUUAUCUUUCUUUAUUACUAUUUCUAUUUUAUUGAUUCUAAUGGUAGAAAUAAAAGAUCACCUAAAAGCUACUUAUUGUUAAAAUAUUGACAAGAUAAGGAAAUGGUUUCACAGAAAUGCUGAUUUGCUAAUAGAAAAGUAAGAUAAUUAUCCAGUAGGUUAAAUAGCAAAAUUUUACAAAUUUUUACAAAAAAGUAGCACAUUGAGUAAAGUAAAUAUUUGAUCCUUGAUCUUAUUUAUAUGAGAAGCAUAAAAACCCAUAAUCAAGCCAAUAUGAAAAAAAUUUCCCUCUGACCAUGUGCUCAAUACAAAAAAUUCCCAAUUUGAAAAAAGUGCAAGUAGCCAAAAUGCCUUGAAAAUUUCUGGAAGCUAAAGAAAAUUGAUAUUAUAAUAUAAAAAAAAUCUAUACAUUUAAUAUUAAGAGGAUUUAAGAACAAAACAUUUUUUUUAGUUUUCUCUUAUUUUAUGAGUUACAAGAUUAAGAAAAUAAUUAAUUUGAUAUUUAAACUUGAUAUUUCAAGUUAAAUAUUUAUAUUGUUUCAUCAUUACACGAUAAUUUAUUUUUUUAUCAAUCAUAAAGAUAUUUUUGUGAAAGAAGAUUUCAUUAAAUAUAUAUAUUCAACAUGAAUAUUUUUGAAACUACAUGUUUAAUCAUAUUAGACACAGUGACUGUCAUAUUAGCAGUAAUCGAUGCAAUAUACAUGAUAUGAAUAGAGAAAAAAGCAAAUUUUUCUGGUACAUUUGUUAUGAGAUAGAAAAAAUAAUUUAAAACUUUUAUAGACAUGGUAUUCUUUACUUUUUGAUGAGUAAUUUUAGACAUAGUAAUAAUAAAUGUUCUGUGAUAGUAUGUUGUUAAGUGUAUUGGUGUAUCACUGCCAGUAAUAAAGAUUUAUAACUGCUGAUAA